Ruditapes philippinarum (Manila clam) is the source of this 7855-nucleotide messenger RNA. RefSeq lists its product as uncharacterized. The coding region runs from base 2825 to 6787 and encodes 1320 amino acids. NCBI's taxonomy places the organism in Eukaryota, Metazoa, Mollusca, Bivalvia, Venerida, Veneridae. The record is from RefSeq and is a predicted model, not a curated record. The transcript has 5 exons.
UAAUUAUACCCCCACCACAAAAUGUGGGGGGGGCUAUAAUGGAUUCGCUUUGUCGCGUCGGUCGGUCGGUCCGUCCGUCGGUCGGUCCGUCCGUCUCCAUUUUCGUGUCCGCUCUAUAACUCCUAUACCAAUUGAAGGAUUUUCUUCAAACUUGGCUCAAAUGUUCAUCUCAACAAGGGGAUGUGCAGAACCCAUGUUGCCCAUGUGUCAGCUCAAGGUCAAGGUCACAAUUCAAGGUCAAAUAUCAAACACUAUCAAAUAUUACACAGUAUGUCGUGUCCGCUCUGUAAGUCCUACACUACUUGAAAGAUUUUCUUCAAACUUGGCUCAAAUGUUCACCUCAACCAGGGGAUGUGCAGAACCCAUGUCGCCCAUGUGUCAGCUCAAGGUCAAGGUCACAAUUGAAGGUCAAUUAUCAAACAAUUAAGUAUUACACAGUAUGUCGUGUCCGCUCUGUAAGUCCUACACUACUUGAAAGAUUUACUUCAAACUUGGCUCAAAUAUUCCCCUCAACAAGGGGAUGUGCAGAACCCAUGUUGCCCAUGUGUCAGCUCAAUGACAAGGUCACAAUUGAAGGUCAAAUAUCAAACGAUUAAAUAUUACACAGUAUGUCGUGUCAGCUCUGUAAGUCCUACACUACUUGAAAGAUUUUCUUUAAAGUUGGCUCAAAUGUUCACCUCAACAAGGGGAUGUGCAGAACCCAUGUUGCCCAUGUGCCAGCUCAAGGUCAAGGUCAUAAUUGAAGGUCAAAUAUCAAACAAUCAAAUAUUACACAGUAUGUUGUGUCCGCUCUAUAAGUCCUUCACUAAUUGAAAGAUUUUCUUCAAACUUGGCUCAAAUGUUCACCUCAACAAGGGGAUGUGCAGAACCCAUGUUGCCCAUGUGUCAGCUCAAGGUCAAGGUCACAAUUGAAGGUCAAAUAUCAAACAAUCUAAUAUUACACAUUAUGUCAUGUCUGCUCUGUAAGUCCAACACUACUUGAAAGAUCUUGGCUCAAAUGUUCAUCUCAACAAGGGGAUGUGCAGAACUUAUGUCACUCUUUUGCUGGCUUAAGGUCAAGGUCACACUUGAAGGUCAAAACUUGACUUAGAAAAAAUUCUUAAAUUUUAACAGUUAUUUGAAUAUUCUAAAUAUAGAAAAGGUAUUUGCUUGAUACUUAAAAUAUUUUUGAAGGGUCACAAAUACGAUAUGCUGUUCAAGUUUCAUAACUCUGUAUUGCAUUUAAACAAAGUUAUGCCCCUUUUUAAGUCUUCAAAUUUACAUACAAUCAAAUAUUAGACAAUAUGUUGUGUCCGCUCUAUAAAUCCUAUACCAAUGGAAGAAUUUCCUUCAAACUUUACUCAAAUGUUCACCUCAACAAGGUUAUGUGCAGAAUCCAUGUCACCUUUGUACCGGCUAAAGGUCAAGGUCACACUUGAAGGUCAGAAAUUGACUUAGAAAAUGUUCUUAAAUUUUAACAUGUACUUGAAUAAUUCUGAAACUAGCUCAGGCAUUUGCUUGAAACUUAAAAGAUAUAUGAGAUGUGGCAAAUAAGAUAUGCAGGUCAAGUUUCAUUACUCUGUAUUGCAUUUUGACAAAGUUAUCCCCUUUUUAAGUCUUCAAAUUUACAUACAACCAAUACUAGACAAUAUAUUGUGUCUACUCUAUAAAUUCUAUACUGAUGGAAGGAUUUUCUUCAAACUUUACUCAAAUGUUCACCCAAAAUGGGUGAUGUGCAAAACCCAUCUUACCCUUGUGCCAGAUUAAGGUCAAGGCCACACUUGAAGGUCAAAAAUUGACUUAUAAAUAAAAUGUUUAAUGCAUUGGGAAAAUGAAAGGUUAUUUGUAACUGUUUCGAACAGUUUUGAUAAUAUAUAUUUAUACUAUUACCUGUACAAUUAGUCUUUUUUUCACCAGAGAUAAUUUCUUUUUAUGUAUUUGUGCCACAUAAAUUAUUCCCUUAACCACCUUUCCAAGUGGUCUUCUGUCAAGGACAUUGGUGGGGGUAUGAAUCGCAUUCAGCGAUAGUUCUAGUUUGAAAUGGCAACACCAAUUUAUUAAGCAUUUGUAAAUCAUGUGUGUUCUCUGAAAUCAUAAUGCAUGAGUAGUUGUGCACCUGGGUAUGUUUAUGUGGAUAUUUUUAGUAUUUUAGAGUUAUUGCCCCUGACUUAGAUUUUUUUUUGCAAUUUUCAACUUGUGUCGCAUAUUUGUAACUCAAAAAGGAUUUGACACAUGUAACUCAAAAAGGAUUUGACAAAGAGUCAUGAAACCUAAAAAGGCAAUGUUGCUCAGCAUAUGUAAUUGUGCACCUUGGGUUUAUCCAGUAUUUGUAGAGUUAUUGCCCUUGACUAAGUAAAAACUGUUUCAUUAUGUUGUGUUAUUUGUUCCUUGAGUGCUUGAGUUAGAAUCAACCAACUUUACAGGAUUAAUGAUCAACAUCACUAAAUUACAGGAAUAAUGAUCAACAUCACUGUGAAGCUAUACACCUGGGACUUUGAAUGUGGAUUUUUUCAGUUUUGUUAUUGCCCUUGACUUACAGUAGUAUAAAUUUGUUAAGAUUUCAAUUUAUUUGGGAAGAUUUUGAUUGUGUUAUUAUGCAAAUACUCAUCUUGUCUGAAACUCUUCAGACAUACAUGUCUGACAUUUGGACAUGUCCCAAUGUGGCCAAAUUAAUAUCUAAAGUUAUGUGAGAACCAUUUCUAACAACGAAUCUCAAAUGACCAAUCUAGGGCCAACAUGGCCCUCUAGUGAGAGUAGCAAUGCCUUCAUUGUAAGUCAAAGUUCAUGUUCCCUUAACUGGGGCCAGCUUUCCAGGCAUACAAGUGUUUGUGUUCAGUCAUAGUUAAUGUUGGUUUUCCUUGGUUUCAUACAAAUUGUAGUUAAAAAUAUUUCUUUUUUUCCAGAAAUCAAGAUGGCACAUGAGACACAUUUAAAGAAGAAUAAGUACCGGCAGUGGGUUAAGGCAGGCCUAGGCUUGGGUUAUCUUAAAGAGGGACUUGCACCAUUUUGUGAUGGCAUAGGAAGACAGCAGCACAACUAUAUUAUAAACCAAAUACAACAAACAAAGACUCCUCAACCAAAUGUACCGUGUGGAGUCUGUCAGAUAACAACUCUCCAGCCAGACCAUGUUAGAGUCUCAAAAGGGAUAUGUCCCCUCAAGCAAGAUAAAUGUAACUGUUGCUUUCCAAAUAAUAAGAAACCAUGUCCAAACAAUGUAUGUGGUGCCAUCUAUGACAGCAUUAUACAGAAUCAUGCGUCAAUACCACCGGCACCUUUUUGGAAAAACAGUGAUGUCCAACAGUGGUCAACAGACCCGUGGAGUAUUAGUAAAUGUUUUAUUAAUGCUCCUGGGUACAAGGACAAACCAUCAGCAGUCGAUACCGACUGCACAGGGUUGCUUCAUGUUAUCAUAAAUAACACAUAUUUUCAUAGUCAUAUUGGAUGCAAUAUUACAGGACCAAACAAUCUUUUUUCAAAGGUACGGCAAUAUCGAAAUGAGAUUUUUCACUCUAGCAAUAUGGAGUUAGAGGAGAGUAAGGCUAAUUGUUAUAUUGAUGACAUGAUAGCUGUUCUACAAGAUGGUAAGGAGCUUGUACAUCGACAUGAUGCACAACAAGCUGUUUGGAAACUCCAAGAUUUGAAGAAGAAAGAUUUCAUUAUUACUUCUGAAGGCUUUGAAAAAAUUCUGAGAGAAAUCAAAGACGAAAUGUCAAAAGUUCGGAAAUCAACAGAAAAUUCUGCAACUAAAGAGGAAUAUGAUGAUCUAAAGAAGAAGCUAAUAGAACUUGAAACCAAAAUGUCUGACGAACAGAAGGGAAAACUGGAAAAUGAAAAAGAAGUUGCAGAACUAAAGAAAACAAUUACUGACCUGAAGAAGAAGCUAAUAGAACUUGAAACCAAAAUGUCCAAAGUAAACGACGAAAAUCUUGAGAAUGCAGAAUUGAAAAAGAAACUUGGAGUUUUGGAGGCUCUUGUUUCAGAACAGAAAGAGGAGAUGGCAAAUAUUAAGACAGAAACUUCCUCAGGUCAAAGUCAGGCAGAGUAUGAUCAAGCCAAGUUAGGUUGUCGUACUCAAUUGAUAGAACAUUAUCGCAGUGAUGUACUUAAAGUAUCAGCAAUACCUUUACAACCAGAUGAGGAAAAUUAUAACUUCAGUGACGUUUAUAUAAGACCCACUUUAACAAGCAAGAUAGAAAGGAGCAGAGGGGAGUCUGAGGAAAAAGAAAUAAAGUCUAUGUCAGAGAUUUUCACAAAGAAUGGGGAUCCACAGAAAUUUAUUUACGUUGUUGGAGAUGCAGGGUCUGGUAAGAGUAGUUUCUGUAAAUAUUUGAUCAACUGUUGGUGUAUGGCACACAGUGAUGGACACAAUGACGAUGAUGAAUUUGAUGGAGUCAAAGAAAUGAAGAAAUUUGAUUUCAUGUUUUAUAUUUCUCUUAGACAUAAUGUAAAGAUCCGAAGUGUCCAAGAAAUGCUUGAAUUGCGAUAUGAUAAGAUAAAAAAUUUAAGUAAACUUCUGGAAAAUGAUUCUGAAAAGAUAAUUAUUUUGCUUGAUGGUUUAGAUGAAUGGUCUUUUGACAGUGAGACUAGGAAUGAGUUCCAGGCAGGCCUUCCUGAACGUGACUUUACAAAGAAAUACACCAUUGUUACUACAUCACGGCCAUGGAAAAUUCACAGUUUAAGAGUAAGUAAUAGAGAGAUUCAUCAAUUAUUGAAAUUAAAAGGGUUUGAUAAAACACAUGAAAAAGAAAUGAUUAAGAAAACAAUAACAGCAUUGAACGAAUCAUUAAAUCCAAAUGUGUGUGAACAAAGGCUUAGGGUACCAUCUCUGGUUGGCCUGAAACAGGUACCAAUUAUGCUGCAGCAAUUAAUAUGUCUUUGGUGUGAUGGUAAACUCGAUAAAACAUCAAGGUGUGCUAUUUAUACUGGUAUGUUAGAACUUUAUUUCACUUGGAAUAUCAAUAAAACUUUAUGCAAUAAUACAGAAUGUAUGGAAAGUUCACAGAAUGUUGAACUCCCUCAGUAUUUAACAGAUGUAGAGAUAUGUAGAUUAAAUAGUAAUCUUAUAUAUGGUGUAUCACGCUUGGCUUAUCAGACACUGUUCAAUUAUCCAAAGGAUAUGUCCUUAACAUUUGACAAAUCUGUUUUUGAUGAUUUGAAAAUAUCACAUGAAGUGCGUGAAAAUUGUCUGAAACUGGGGAUUUUGACAGAAGAUAAAUGUCCCUCUCUAUCUGUAUCCAAGCCUAAAAGCUCAUUGUUCUCUUUCAUUCACAAAUCAAUGCAAGAAUUUCUGGCUGCAGUGAACAUUGGUAUUCAUUUUAAGAUAAGAAUAAGUUUGUCAGAUAGUACCCAAACAGAAAAUGUUGAUUUGCAAAGCCAGUGCAUUCAGUUUGUUAAUGAGGCUUUUCAGAAAUGUUCAACAGUAAAUGACAUAUUAGAGCAGUCAAAUGUUGUCAUUUUGCUAUGUGGUCUAGAAUCUAGAUUAGCAACACAUGUUUCAAAAUACAUAUAUGAUACUGUGUCAAAAGACUCUUGUGUUCAGGAAUACAGGAGAACAAUAAAUGGUAAUAUUGAUAGGAACUUUGGUUGUAUUACUGAUAUUCAAAAGCUUAUGUUUGACUCAAUGGAAGAAUUAAAUGCAACAUGUAGUAUAGGAAGUAAUACUGUAUUUUAUAUAGGAGAUUUGGUCAUUGAUAGUUGGGAUCAGUAUUGUGAUAUUGUUUAUACAGGUAUUGAUCAGAAACAAAUUGCUCCUGAUUCUGUUCUGUCUAUUUAUGUAGAUGACAUCAACACAAAAAAUGUUAAAUUUACAAAAUAUUUACCAAUGUUUCAUCAUCUUGAAAAAAUUGCAAUAAGAUAUGAAACUGAAUUACAAAGGUUAUCACCGAGUAAUAAACAGAGAAUAAUUGAGGUAAACAAUUGUGUUUCUGAGACAAUUAAAGUAAACACUUUAACAUUAAAAUCUCUGACUCUUGAUGGUACCAAUCACACUGACAAGCAGUAUUACCCUGUGUUUAAAACAGCUGUAAGUUACCUACCUAGUAUGAUCAAUCUUGUAGCAAUAAGAAUGAGUUAUAUAACAAUGAGUCAUGAUGAUACUACUACAUUUUGUAAUUUUCUUGAGAGAACCAGUCAUCUUGAACAAAUACAUCUUGAUUGUGUUAAAUGUGAGUGUAUGAAGCAGCAUGAUGUAAAUUUAUCAAAACAUCAAAAACUUCAGUACCUUUAUUUGUAUGAUACUGUUAGUGUGAUAGAUGCUGAUGCUACAAACCUUGAAAUAUUUAAAUUUGAUAAAUUGAAAAUUAGUAAUUAUGAUAAAAUAUUUGAUAUUAUUAGAAAAUCUAACAAAUUAAAAAAUCUUAAAUUUUAUGGAGAAUAUUACAAUGAAUCUCAAUUAUAUCAUACCAACAUAACAAAGAGACUGGUUACAGUAUUACCAUUGUUACACAAUCUCAGUGAGCUUGACUUACAGUCAUGUAGGUUAACUGACAAUAUAAUACAGUUACCUUUAGAGAUGAAUAGUUUAAAGCACAUUGGACUUGUUCAUGUCACAAUGAGUUUGACAACAUGGCGGAAGUUUGUUGAUAGUCUUCCUAUGUUUCCUCAUACUGUAGAUGUGGGUGUAUGUUACGGUUAUAUAACAGGAGAUGGUGAGGAGUUUGAUGAUGAACUUGAUGGGUCAAUAUUGUCAUUACAAGGACUUAACGGAGGGAAGGGAAAUGAUGCAGUACAGUAUGUAAAAGAUAAGGAUCAGUUAUUUCAUGUUAAAUAUGAUGAUGAUGAUUGGUUUGUAUUUUCAACAAAAAAGUGAUAUAGUAUACAUGAAGUUAACAUACUGUUGGUGGACCACGAAAACCGGGCAACCACCAAACCCUGACAGCCCCGAAAAUGCUUAAUUAAAAUAUUUUUCUUUGUUCAUUGGUUGUCGAUCUAUCAGUGACUUUAUAACAACAAUAAAUGCAUGUUUCUUCUAUAAUUAAGAAAUUAGAUUUAUUUCAAUGGUAAUAUUUUAAUGUCUUUUCAUUAAAAAUUUGGGGGUUAAGAGUGCAAUACUUGACCUCAUAUACCAGUUAUAAUCAUUUGCAGAGUAAACAAUAGAAUAUCCAAAACAUCGGCAUUUGCUGCUGAAAUAUUGUAUAUCAUGUUAAAAAUAAAAAAUUGAAACACCCUAGCAUUUAAAUGAAUUAAAUCACAUCAUGUACAUAUCUGUCCGGACACAUGGUACUGUAGUGUAGACAAUUUAGGUAAUUUUGAUACCCUCCUUGACGAGCCUCAGAUAUAAGUGUCAAUAUAAUCAAAAAUAGUCAAACUAGUUUGUUAGUUAUGAGAAGAACCUAGCUGUACUGUGUCAAAUUUUCAGGUCUCUAGGUUUGAAAUUAUGAAAUCUUUAUGGAAAAAUGUUCAAAAAGUGUCCGGUUGAUGGUCCCUGACCAGUAGUGUUUAAACUAAAUUAUUCCAUGUUAAAAGAGAUGAUAAAUUUGGAUUUUUUUUUUUCAUUUUCAACACAAAAAGGUUUGAAAUUUUAACAUAUAGGAUUCAUGUAAAUUAAUAUAGUGUUUAAUCUAAAUUCUUUCAUGUUAAAAGACACAAUAUAUAUCAAAUUUGUUUUUUGUUUUGUUUUCAUCAAAAAAGUGAUACUUAUGACAAGUAAUUUGCAUACUGUUGUAAAGUUAGAGAAUAAAUAUAUUACAUUAUUAUAGAUAUAAAUCAUCUGAAAUAUUGAGUUGUUAUUUCUUUAUUUCUGGUCAUUUUAACAAUUUUUUGAAGUACUUUUAAUAUUAAUAUUGAAAUUGAAGAAAGUAAUAUUCAGAUUUCAUUUAUAAAUAAAUAAAAGAAAGAAAUGCAGUGAAAUAUAAUAGACAAUAUUGAUCUUAAUAAA